GCAAGAGCCGGGAGGAGAAGGUCAACAAUGCAGUUCUUAGCCUGGCUCAAUUUGCUGCUUCUGCUUCCUUGUUUUGGUACCACCAAAACCUGCUUCCCUGGGUGCCAUUGUGAGGUGGAAAGUUUUGGCCUCUUUGACAGCUUUAGCUUGACCAAGGUGGACUGCAGUGGAAUUGGCUCACACAUUGUUCCUGUCCCCAUCCCUCUGGAUACCUCCUACUUGGAUCUAUCCUCAAACAAACUGGAAACUAUCAAUGAAUCAAUGCUUACUGGGCCUGGAUACACCACCUUGGUGAGCCUUGACCUGAGCUACAACAACAUUGCUAAGAUUUCCUCCACAACCUUCUCCAGGCUUCGGUACCUGGAGUCCUUGGAUCUGAGUCAUAACUCUUUAGAAGUCCUUCCAGAGAACUGUUUCUCCAGUUCUCCUCUGGGGGAUAUAGAUUUGAGCAAUAACAAACUUUUGGAUAUAACAAUGGACGUUUUUGCGCCAAAAGGUCAAGGAAAACCCAUGAAUGUGGAUCUUUCCAAUAACAUGCUGAGCACAAUUACAAGGCACCAUGCAAAGAAAGUCCCCAACAUCCAGAAUUUAAAUCUUUCUGGAAACAGGCUAACAUCUGUGCCGAAUCUUCAGGGGAUUCCUCUACGAUAUUUAAAUCUUGAUGGGAACCCACUAGUCAAGAUUGAGAAAGGGGCCUUCGUAGGACUGAAAGAUUUGAUUCAUUUAUCUCUCAGCAGCUUGCAUGACUUUAGAGAGUUAUCUCCUUACAGUUUCAAGGAACUACCAGCCCUUCAAGUUCUGGAUUUAUCCAGCAAUCCCAAUCUGAAGUCAUUGAGUGCUGAAGUUACUUUUGGCCUCAACUCCCUACAAGAGCUUAACCUCUCUGGGACAGGCGUGUCAUCUUUGCCAAAGACUGUGCUGAAAUACCUGCCUUCCAUCAAAAGCAUCACUUUGGGGAAGAACAUACAAUGUCUUAAAACCAUCAGAGAAGGACAGUACCACCGACAAACUGGGCUGACCAAAAAAGAGGUCCUCAUUUGUCAUGACAGCCAUGGGUCCGUAGCAGCAGCGCCUUAUGUUUCAUGAUGAAAGCUGGGAAGAAGGG
Tinamus guttatus (white-throated tinamou) is the source of this 1105-nucleotide messenger RNA. RefSeq names its product tsukushi, small leucine rich proteoglycan (gene TSKU). Gene Ontology annotation, molecular function: protein binding. Lineage: Eukaryota; Metazoa; Chordata; Aves; Tinamiformes; Tinamidae. The record is from RefSeq and is a predicted model, not a curated record. Gene Ontology annotation, cellular component: extracellular matrix.